CGUGUAGUUUUCUACUAUCACAAGCGACAAUCGGUGAGAAAAUGUUCGGCGGCAAUGAGAUGAUUUACGUUUAAGCGCAAAGGUGCGGUGAAAACGCGUGGGCGAAGAAAAUUGUGGGGUGAAAAAAAGUGCGCGUGUGGAGUGAAGAAUACAACGCUGAAAAGUAGCCGCUGCGCUGCGCCUGCUUCCUGCUGCCUGGUCUGGACAGACCAGACCCCCUCGUGAACGAAACGUUGUAAACAAUUGUAUUUGCGUGAUUUUCCACCACCAUCCACCCUCAUAUAUCGUGUUACAGUGUAAUGUGCUGAGUGCUAGAGCAAGUAAUAUGGCCCAAUUGAGCGCAAACGAACCCUUUGACGAUGAGCUCUUUGAGACGCGCCUAGAGGCGCUGAAGGACACACAGGAGGGCAUACAGCAGAUGUCGAAUUGGUGCCUGCAGCACCGCCUCAACCAUAAGAAGAUCAUCCAGUCCUGGCUCAACGUUUUCAAAAGAGUGCGUGUGGAUCAUCGAUUGGUGCUCUUCUAUCUGGCCAACGAUGUCAUACAAUAUAGCAAGCGGAAGCGAUACGAAUUCGUGGAAUGCUGGGCCACAGCCCUCCAAAGAGCCACCACCAUGGUGCGAGAUGAACGUGUCAAGGAUAAGAUAUUGCGCAUCUUUAAGAUCUGGGAACAGCGUGAAAUCUACAAUGAGGAAUAUCUGAGCGAUCUCAGCGGUCUGCUCAACAUUACACCGCCAAAGAAAUCGCAAAUUGAUGCCAGCGACGAGUUCCAGAAUGCCACACUCAUUGCCCAGGUGCGCGAGUGCGUGGAACUGGCGGAGGCCACCGACAAGAGCAUGAAGAAGCUGCCGAAGCCACCGCAUCUAGAGAUCGAGACCAUCAAGCAGCAGCUCAAGGACAAGAGCCACUCGGGGGACAUUGAAAAGGAAGUGGAACGCUGUGUGGCCUUUAUAAAUGCCUACAACAAGAAUUUGCAAAACGAAAUCAAGAGCCGCAAGGCAGUGCUUGCCAGCGUGGAGGCGGCUAAAAAGUUUUACGAGCAUCAAGGCAGAGAGGUCAAAGUGGUGGCCAGUGCCUAUAAAAGUUUCGGCACACGCAUAAAGAUUGUGAAAAGGAAGCUGGAUGAGACCAUACCCACGCUGCAAAGUCCCAUACCAUCGCCGGACAUAAAUGCGCCAUCGCCCGAGCGUGAUGCAGAUCUCCAGCUGCCCGACGAGACAAGUCCGCCAUUGGGAAUGAACAUGUUCAGCGGCGGAUUGAAUGGUUUCUCCAGCUAUUUGGACAGCGGCAAGCUCCCUUUCGACAUCAAUGACUUCAAGCGGGACUCGAAGGAUCUGGGAAGCGCCAUCGAGGUAAUUGGCUCGCGUUCGGAUGAUGAGGCCUAUGCGCCGAGCGCCAAUUUCUACAAACCAGAGCCCCUCUCCAGCUACAGCAACAACAACAGCAGCGGCAGCGCUGGCGGUAGCAACAACAGCUCCAUACCUGGCCUUGGUGGAGGAGUAGGAGGCGGCGGCGGCGGCGGGUCUGGUGGUGGCGGGGAAUACAAUCCCAAUCAUUCGCAGUUUGACAGUCCAUUGGCACCGUCUGCGAUUUUUGGUUCCAACAACCAGGAACAGUAUGUGCCUCCGCUGCCCUCGCAUCAUGGCUAUGGGGGAAAUAGUGGCGGCGGUCAGGAUGCACAAUAUACACCCGCUCCAAUGCCUCCACCCCCAUUGCCACCAUCCAUUGGCUCGUCUGGCGGCGGCGGCGGCGGCGGAAAUGGAGGAGAUGACUUCAACAGCACCUGGAACAUGAGCAUGUCGUGGACGCCGCUGGACACCAGUUUAAAUAGCAGCGGUGCCAGUUCCUCCGCCUAUAAUCCGCAGUCCACGCCGCAUUCACCGCCCCAUUUCGAGCGCAAGGCCAGUGUCGCCCCGCCAGAGUACAGCGAGCAUUUGCACAAUAAUGCCGCAGCACUGGGCGCCGAGGAUGUGGAUCAUCGCACGCUCCAGCUGCCGCCGGCCUUUAAUUUCGGGGCAAAGCUGGGUCUCAGCCAGGACAAGACACGCCAGCUGGUAGAUAUUGAUCAUAGGAAUCUUAUAUCCCUCACUGGUUCCCCUGGCGGUGCAGAUAAGGAUUUUGGUGGUGGUGGUGGGGAUGUGGACUAUCGCAUUGUGCCAGGCUCUGCUGAUGAGGGCAUCAUGGCUCCGCCUGGCAAUAGCUAUGCCAAGACCAAGACCAGCUCUCCGCACAAAUCCAAUGCGAGCUCUUCAUCGGAAUCCGAUCGUUUAGAUGGCGGUACACGCUAUGAUCCUGCAGAUAUGGUCAUAGAUAUGGACAUGUCGGACGAUGAUAUCGAUGAGUCGCAGCGAGAACCCAAGGAGGAACUGGAGGAGGCUGAAGCGGAUGCCAAUGGUGGUUUGACGCCAUCGCGUCCUGUACUUUUGGAAACCCCCACAGAUUUCAUGAAUCCCUGGGAGUCGAACAACAGUUUUCUGGGCCAGCCAAUGCAGGAUAUGUCCGGGGAGCAGGACCAGCAGCAGCAGCAUUCACCGCUUGGCCAGCAGCAGCAGCAACCAUGGAAUCAAAUGCCUCAAAUGCAUAUAGGAGCGGGAGCACCGCCGCCGCCGCAACCGCCGUAUGGAGCUCCCUUUCCGUAUCAGCGUUACGGGCCACCCAUGAACAGUCCGGACAACAUGCAGCAGCGUGGCCGUGGACGAGGUCGCGGCUGGUCGAACCAGGGACCGUAUCCAAGAGCACCCUAUCAGCGGCCGCCUGGACCUUACGAUGGUGGACCCGGACCUGGGCCACGACCGUUCUAUGCACGUGGUGGCGGUGGUGGGCCUGGAGGCGGCGGCAGCAUCGGUGGUCAGAUGCGUGGACGUGGGCGCAUGCGUGGUAAAGCUUGGAUGUAA
Molecule: messenger RNA, 2893 nt
Organism: Drosophila persimilis
Lineage: Eukaryota; Metazoa; Arthropoda; Insecta; Diptera; Drosophilidae
Exons: 8
Coding region: 326-2893 (855 amino acids)
Biological process (GO): mRNA 3'-end processing
Cellular component (GO): RNA polymerase II, holoenzyme
Molecular function (GO): RNA polymerase II complex binding
Source: RefSeq, a predicted model, not a curated record